AUGACUAAACAACAAGACGACGUUAGAGUCCUUCAUUAUGAUAACGAUGGAAGUGGAUCAAUCCUCACAAAAUCCGCUUCUACCACUGCAGGAUCGGAGAUGGGAGACAAGGAUAUAAAAGUCAAGAAACGAUUUCACAACAAGUAUUGCAUACUUUCAUUCUUGAAGCCACCUUCUGCUAUAAGAGACUCACCAGACGAUACUCCUUCUCAAAGAAGAUGGAAGAUCGGUAAGAGAUUGGCUUAUUGGGGUGCAAUGUCUGCUGGCGGAAGUUCUUGA
Molecule: messenger RNA, 279 nt
Organism: Kwoniella shivajii
Lineage: Eukaryota; Fungi; Basidiomycota; Tremellomycetes; Tremellales; Cryptococcaceae
Exons: 3
Coding region: 1-279 (92 amino acids)
Source: RefSeq, a predicted model, not a curated record